UUGGGUAGGACGCGCAGACGCAUCUCUGACUCACACUUACUUUUUAAGCAGCACACAUGAUCAGGUGUGUAGUUUAUUGAAUUGUCUGUUAACAGAACCGGCGCUAUGAAUCUGAAAUUGAACAACGAUUUGAGGGGCUCAGCGAAUAUGCUGAGGGUGCCUAAAUCCCCGACAUCGUCGGUGAAGGAGGAGCGUCGUCGUACGGGCCGUUACAUCGCCAUCUUGGUGGGAAUCUCUCUGUUCCUGCUGGCGAUGUACCACGCCUGGGUUCGCAGGAUCCCCAUAGUUGCCAGCCUGGUGGUUCCAGCCCUCAUCAUGUUCGUGUACGUCGCCUGGGUGCUGUAUACUGCAUCGAGGGAUAAGCACAGGCUGCUCAUGAUGGACGCAGAGGCUGCGCUGGCUGCUUCUUCCGACGCGACGGAUAACGAUGUCCAGGUCGCUGAACUGACUCAGCACAAUGAAAUCUCUGCCCUUUCCAGCAAAGAGAGCUCCAAGCUCAACUCUCCCAACGGUUCCAUCCACAAAGACUGGCUCGAAAUAUCACCAAUAUACAAAGAGAAAAUCUACAAAACUGAAGCACCUCGGUUCAAAAUGCCGUUAAUAUUAAUCAAUGAUAAACUCCCAGAAGAUUUGGAUCAAAAGUGGAUUCACAUCGUGGAGUCUGUCACAAAUAAUGAUAAAUUAAAAGGAUUUUCCGUAAAGCGGAGGUACAGGCGGAGGUUUUGCAGGAGAAAGCACGUUGUUUUUAAGAGAUCGUAUUCCAUAGCUUAGAAAAUAAUUUUUUAAUGUUAUGACGAUUAAUUUUGUAUAAUAUUGACUAAGUAAAU
Molecule: messenger RNA, 827 nt
Organism: Amyelois transitella
Lineage: Eukaryota; Metazoa; Arthropoda; Insecta; Lepidoptera; Pyralidae
Exons: 4
Coding region: 106-771 (221 amino acids)
Source: RefSeq, a predicted model, not a curated record